AUGCCGCCGGAGGACGCGGAUGUGCUGCACGGCAAGGGGCCCGCGAUGGGGGCCGUGCUGGCCGGGGCGGAGCCGCGCAACACGCUGUUCACGGGCAGCCAGAGGGUCGCCGAGAAGCUGGCCCUAGACCUGCGCGGCAAGGUGUUCCUGGAGGAUGCCGGCUUUGACUGGAAGGUGCUGGGCCCCGACGUGGCGGACGUCGACUACGUGGCCUGGCAGUGCGACCAGGACGCGUACGCCUGCAGCGGCCAGAAGUGCAGCGCGCAGUCGAUGCUCUUCGCGCACAACAAUUGGGUCAAGGCCGGGCUGCUGGAGAAGCUCAAGUCCCGCGCCGCCAGCCGCCAGCUGUCAGACCUGACCAUCGGCCCCGUGCUGACCUGGACGACCGACGCCAUCCUCGGACACACGAAGCGGCUGCUCGAGAUCCCGGGCGCGAAGCUGCUGUGGGGCGGCAGGCCGCUGACGGGGCACACGAUCCCACAGUGCUACGGCGCGGUGGAGCCGACGGCGGUGAGCGUGCCGCUGGCGGCGCUGGCGGACGCGGGCGCGUUUGAGGCGGCGACGACGGAAGUGUUUGGGCCUUUCCAGGUCGUCGUGGAGUAUGAAGAUUCCGAGCUGCAGCUGGUGCUUGACGCCCUGGAGCGCAUGUCGCACCACCUCACAGCCGCGAUAGUGUCGAACGACCCAAAGUUCCUGCAGCACGUGCUGGCCCACACCGUCAACGGCACCACCUACGCCGGCCUGCGCGCCCGCACCACCGGCGCCCCCCAGAACCACUGGUUCGGCCCCGCGGGCGACCCGCGCGGCGCGGGCAUCGGCACGCCCGAGGCGAUCCGGCUGGUGUGGUCGUGCCACCGCGAGGUGAUCUACGACUACGGGCCCGCCCCCGACGGCGCCAAGCUCAAGACCACGUGA
This is a messenger RNA of Monoraphidium neglectum, 915 nucleotides long. RefSeq names its product 1-pyrroline-5-carboxylate dehydrogenase. Gene Ontology annotation, cellular component: mitochondrion. The transcript is spliced from 5 exons. Gene Ontology annotation, molecular function: L-glutamate gamma-semialdehyde dehydrogenase (NAD+) activity; aldehyde dehydrogenase (NAD+) activity. NCBI's taxonomy places the organism in Eukaryota, Viridiplantae, Chlorophyta, Chlorophyceae, Sphaeropleales, Selenastraceae. Bases 1 to 915 code for a protein of 304 amino acids. The record is from RefSeq and is a predicted model, not a curated record.